AAGGCUGCCCUGCAAGUGGGGCUACAAGACGAUAAAAGGGCUUCCUCAGCCCCAAACCGGAGGAUAGGGGAGCCAGUAAACUCAGCCAUGUUUUGCGGAAAAUGGAAAAAGUCCCGCUUGGAAAGUUAUCACCACCACCAGCAGCUUUCUGCCCCUCAUCAUGGAGGAACUACCAAAUCCUCGGGGCACCGCACGUUCAAAAAAUUGGGUUUGACAGAUGAUGAAGAUGUUAAAGUGAUGCUGCAGGGAACCUUUUUCUGGAAAGUCAAGACUUAUCAACCCCAGAAACAAAGGCUGUUCCAGCUUCUUGAAGAUGGGAUGUCUAUCUGGUUUGAGACUCGCUUUAAAAAGGCCCGCUCCAAACAUAUUUUCUCCAUCCUCCAUGUUGAAAGUGUACGUGAAGGUUACCAAUCUGAGGGACUUCGGAAAUUUGGUGGUUCUUUUGCAGAAGAGCAGUGCUUCACUAUAGUCUUCAAGGGGAAACGGAAAAACCUGGAUUUGGCUGCUCGGACUGGGACUGAAGCCCAGCAGUGGGUGAGGGGACUCACAAAACUGAUGGUCAGAUGUGAAGCCAUGAACCAGCAAGAAAAGCUUGAGCACUGGAUCCAUGGCAUCUUACAUGAAGCCGACAAGAACAACGACAAUAAGAUGAGUUUCAAAGAGAUCAAAAACAUGUUACGAAUAGUAAACAUAGAUAUGAAUGACAUCUAUGCUUAUCAGCUCUUUAAGGAAUGUGACAAAUCAAACAAUGACCGCUUGGAAGAAUAUGAGAUUGAGGAGUUCUGUACACGACUAAUGAAACGGCCUGAGCUGGAGGACAUCUUCCACCAAUAUUCAGGCGAGGACUGUGUACUUUCUGCUGAGGAACUGCAGGACUUUUUGCAUGACCAGGGUGAAGAAAUAAGCUUGCAACAAGCUCAGCAUAUCAUUCAGACGUAUGAGCUCAAUGAAAAAGCCAGGCAACACAAUCUCAUGAUGCUGGAUGGUUUCACAAUGUACUUACUAUCUUCAGCGGGAAACAUCCUCAACCAGGCCCAUGCCGGGAUCUAUCAGGAUAUGAGCCAGCCUUUAUGCCAUUACUUCAUCUCUUCCUCCCAUAAUACCUACCUAACAGACAAUCAGAUUGGAGGGGCCAGUAGCACUGAGGCAUAUGUUCGGGCAUUAAUGAAGGGGUGCCGUUGCGUGGAACUGGACUGCUGGGAAGGUUCUAAUGGAGAGCCCAUUAUCUACCAUGGCCAUACUCUUACAUCCAAGAUCCUCUUCCGGGAUGUAAUUGAAAGCAUCCGGGACCAUGCCUUCAAGCACUCUUCAUAUCCUGUGAUUCUUUCUCUGGAAAACCACUGUGGCCUGGAGCAGCAGUCUACAAUGGCCCAUCACCUGAAAACCAUUCUAGGGGACAUGCUGUUGAUCCAGCCACUGGAUGGAGACCUAUCCAAGCAACUGCCAUCACCAGAGCAAUUGAAGGGGAAAAUAUUAGUGAAGGGGAAAAAGCUAUCAGAGAACAAGACUGAACCAAGAGUUUACUUGAUCUCCAAUCGUGAGGAAGAAAUGCAGGAGGAAGAAGACCAGAGGUUUUCAUCUUCUCUCCAGGAAAUCAGAUCUCUCCAGGCAAAGGAUGUAGUGCAGAUUUCGCGAGAACUCUCUGAUGUGGUUGUAUAUUGCCGGGCUGUUCCAUUCCAAAGCCUGUCUGAUGCCCUGCUCCACCAGAAACCUACAGAGAUGUCAUCAUUCAGUGAGCGGAAAGCCAGGAAGCUGAUCAAAGAUUCAGGAAACUAUUUUGUCCGAUACAACACCCGUUACCUCAGCCGUAUCUACCCACUGGGUCUGAAGAUGAACUCCUCCAACUACAACCCUCAGGAGAUGUGGAAUGUCGGCUGCCAGAUUGUGGCACUGAAUUUCCAGACACCGGGUUCUGAGAUGGAUUUGAAUGAUGGGCGCUUUUUGGUGAAUGGUCGCUGUGGCUAUGUGCUGAAACCUGCUUUCUUAUGCAAUAACCACAGUAAUUUUGACCCCAAGGUUCCCAUUCAUAGGAGUGGGCAGCACCCUAUUGCCCUCACCAUCAAGGUGAUUACGGCUCAGCAACUUCCCAAACUAAAUAAAGAGAAGAGUUCUUCUAUUGUUGAUCCUUUUGUACGGAUUGAGAUUCAUGGAAUUCCUGCAGACUGCUGCAAGAAACAAACUGAAUACCGGUUAAAUAAUGGAUUCAACCCAUGUUGGAAUGAGACAUUGAUGUUUCAGAUACAAGUUCCAGACCUGGCACUGGUGCGCUUUGUAGUAGAGGAUUAUGAUACAACUUCCUCCAAUGACUUUGUGGGACAAUUUACAUUGCCAUUGCCCAGCAUUAGGGAAGGCUACCGGCAUAUCCAUUUGCUUUCCAGGGAUGGUACAUCCCUAUCUCCAGCUACACUUUUUGUACAUGUUAGAUGCAAGAAGAUGUGAAAGCUAUAAUAAAGGUUCGAUUUGGAAAAUGUGAAAGUGGAUUGAGAAGGUCCAAUCAGCCCUCAGAAGAAUGGAUGAACAGCUGUACUAAUUCAGGAUGCCACCUGCUAUUAAAUCAAGUGAGUUCGGAGCCACAGAGAGGAACCAAAAUGUUGCAGCCAGAAGAGCCAGGCUGAGAGAACAGCGUGGUGUCAAUCCUCACUUGAAUAUCCAAGCUAUUUUAUUAGAGUCAUAAUUUAAGAUUCUUUGUGUAGUUGAAGCUAAAAGCUAUGCAGCCUAAAGACUCCUAGAAUGCUUUCCCAUUUUUUCUGAGUAAAUAUUCCAUCUUAUUCUCUUCUUUGCAGUGGCCUGCAAAAAAUAUACACUGGGGGUAGGGAAUUUUUUGUAUUAUUUCUUUGUAAGUCACAAUAGAAGCCCAAUGAAAAGAUGUUAUGUGAUAUCUUGCAAACUUGGGAUAGGUCCAUUGAAAUCUAAGGAUGUGAGAUAGAUUGACUUGUGACCAAGAUUAAUGAGUGAAGGUGGUGUGAUCUUUGUUGCAAAGGCCUAAGAGAAUGAAAUGUGACCCAUAAAUUGAACUGAGGAAUUUGAGUUAGCACAACUGAUUUGGAAUCUGGUUGAGUAUAUAUGCACUUUGACAGGCCAAAAUGGAGACUGGGCACGAAAUUUAGAUCUUUAUUUGUUUAGGAAACAGUCUACUACAUAUAGCCUAUAACUUUUAAGACAGAAGAUUGUAGAAUUUAAUUAGAACCCCAGGAGUAUCAUAGAUAUAUGAAAAUUCAGCACUUCACUUCAUCUACUUGGUUAGCUUUUCCUGAUACUCCAGGACAAUUUAAAUGAGAUUUAAAUACUAACUGACAAAUUAGUAUUAACUUGCUAUUCAAGUUAAUCUUUAUUCUAGACAAACACUAAUAAUUAUUCUUAAGUUUAUUUUGAUACAUCACAUAGAUUGAUAUGAGGAAAAUGAGUACUCCUACAUAUUCUCAAGACUCAUUUGUGGAGAAAUGUACUUUUAGAAAUUAGAUUUGAAGCAGUGCACUAUUUUUCCCUUAUAACUUUUCAUUGUAAACUAUAAAAAAAUCACAAGAGCAUUAAGGAUGAAAUUAUUUUUGCUAUAUUGUUUCUCUUGGUGAAUUUGAAAUAACACUAUAUAGCUUUAGAGCAUUUAAUCUUUCGGUACAAAUUAAAAUCAGCUGUUGGCAGCUAGUGGAUGUUUUGGCAAUUGCUAGUUAAGCUGUCACAAUGCAUCUCAAAGGAUUUUAUACUAUAGUCUUACAUUAUUCUACUUCUACUGGAAGUCAUCAAGUUAAUCACUGCCUCUCAAUAUUACCUUUUACAAGAUUGUUCUUAUGAGGCACACACACACACACACACACACACACACACACACAAGCUGUUUUGAGUUAUUAGAGGAAAAUCAGUCUAUAACAAUAAUUUAGCGAGGUUUUGUUCAAGAGAGCAAUUACAAGGGUAUAGUUUUAAUUGAGGUGGUUUUUUUUACCCUUUACUGCAGUUUGGAUUAGAUGGAAGAUAAAUCCGUUGGAAAAUUUUAGUAUGCACCCAUGCUUAAGCUAUGUACCAUAGCUUCACAGUAAAUAUUAAGGUGUCAUAAAAGAAAAAGAGUAAUAACUCAUUUAGUGUGGUUUUUUUCAUAGCAUUUCAGGUAGCAUAUUUUACUUAUGAACAUUUUCAACAAAGCUUCAAGUAAAAUUCUUUAAUGAUAGUUAAAGUCUCUGACUAUGCUCAGAUUUUUAGCAAAAACACCAGACACCAUCAAGAUGUCUGUUUGGCUGCUGCUCCUAUUUCACUUUUGGCUCAGCAGAUUCUCCUUUGCAAACCCCGCCCCCCUUUCUGAUUUUUCUAGGCAGAUUUCCAAACUAUGACCAUUUCCUUCCUAUGUUCCUACUUACAACUAGAUUCACUUCAUGAAGCAGCAGCUGCUUACUCUCUUCUAUUUCUGGAUAGCAGAAAGCUUGUUUACUACAGCACUUUAGAUCUGUACUCUCAUUUGGGAGAUAGAUAUUCUCUUUUAACUUGGGGUAGAAAAUCUGAGACAUCAGUCCUGACACAGCAAGGAAGAGCAAGGCUAUAAAAUUGGUCUAGAUCUAUUGUUAGACAAGUUCAAACUUCUCUUUUGAGUCUGAUUUAGGCUGCUAUCAGAAGCGUAAGGAUCAGGUUUCCAUAUUUUUCUCCUAUAGUAUUUGUAAAAAUAAAUAAUGGGCAUAUCCUUACCUUAUGGAAUAGUGUGAGGAUGACUAACCAAUGUCUGGUCAUGCAGCAUGCAUUUCAAUCUCUUGGCAACAAUACAGCAUGCAAGACAACAUAGGGCAACAGGAAGGGGGUUUGAAUAGUAGCUACACAUAACUUAUAAAACAGAAACCCAUUACUGCAGUUUUCAAAAAUUAGUCUAAAUUGGCCUCCCACCCAAGAAGCAGUGUGAGAUUGGCCUUGAGUCAAAUUCCAACUUUACUUUAAAACAGUGUGACUUUAUGAAACAGGGUUCAAAUGUGGAUGGAGAAGCAAACUACCCAUAUUUCUUGAGAUUUUCAGAAGAAAGUGGAUUAUAAGUUUAAAAAUUAAUAAAGUUUUUUUCCUGGACAUUCUAGAUUUUCCUACAUAGAUUGUGACAAAGUGAUCAGAUCAAAUUCAGAAAUGAUUUAAAUACUUGAAACAUUAUGUUUGCUGUAUAUCUUUAAUCCUGUAUGUUCUAUGAUGUGUAGCACUAGAUAAAGUUCACUUUUGAAUUUAGCACAUUUUUGCUGGAGCCUAUUUAAACUGAAUGCAAUUUACAAAUCUAGACCUGGCCUCUCUAUGCACAGAAGUUUCUCAGAAAUACUGACAUGUGUUCAUGUCCUACCCCUCUUUUCCAAUGAAAAAAGGACCCCUAUGAGUCUUUUUGUAAUUAUCUAUGUAUUAAUGAGACUUUUGUUUGUAAUGUAUUUAAUAAGUAAAAGGAUUUAGUCAGAGAAAUAUUUAAGUUCCAUGGAACACCCGAACAAGAAAAAGAAUAAAGUUGUAAUUGCUAUGAUGAA
Thamnophis sirtalis is the source of this 5468-nucleotide messenger RNA. The record is from RefSeq and is a predicted model, not a curated record. Lineage: Eukaryota; Metazoa; Chordata; Lepidosauria; Squamata; Natricidae.